AUGCAUCCUGAUGAUACGAUUUCGUUGAGUGUAAUGUCAUUUCCUGAAGAGACGAAGAAGAUGGAGCUCAUGUCAUUCACAAAAACUGUAGCGGAUGUGAUGCAGGAAGUUGAGGAGUCUGCUAAAAGGGAGAUUGAAGUAUCACUCAAUCCACCUUUAGAGGCUUCUGAUAAGGCACCACCAGAGCCUACGGAUGACAGGGUCAAGAUUGUCAUUACAAUUCAGGACAAAGAUGAAAAGAAGCAAUGCCGUGUGUUUGCGGAUGAGAAGUUUGAGCAGGUUUUCAAAAUGUAUGCAGAGAAAGCUGAGCUUAACCUGCAAAAUCUUGUAUUUAUUUUUGACGGUGAUAAGAUUGAUCCAUCGACCACUCCUGCUGAACUUGAUAUGGAGGAUCAUGAUUUGAUCGAAGUACACACCAAAAAAAGUUGA
This is a messenger RNA of Camelina sativa (false flax), 429 nucleotides long. The record is from RefSeq and is a predicted model, not a curated record. NCBI's taxonomy places the organism in Eukaryota, Viridiplantae, Streptophyta, Magnoliopsida, Brassicales, Brassicaceae.